AUGAGCGCGCCGGCCGAUGCUACGAACAUCGACCCGGCGUCGGUCGUCGCCGUGCUCCUGGGCACGUUCUCGCCCGUGGCGGAGACGCGCAAGGCCGCGGAGCUGCAGAUCGCGCAGCUCACGGCGAUGCGCGGGUCCAUCUUCGUGCUGCUGCGCGUGAGCGCGGAGCAGGGCGUCCAGUUCGAGGCGCGCCAGGCCGCGGCCAUCGCCGUGAAGAAUCUCGUGAAGAAGCGCUGGGGCGACGACGCGGUCUUCGGCGGCGCCGAGGACCGGUCGCGCGCGCGCGCGACCGCGCUCGACGCGCUGCUCCUGCCGUCGACGACGGGCGCCAUCCGCGAGCAGCUCGCGGAGUGCGUCAACGAGCUCGCGCUGCGCGACUUCCCGGACCGCUGGCCCGAGCUCGUGCCGCGCGUCAUGGCCGCGCUGCGCGCGCAGGCCGACGCCGCGUCCGUGCACAACGCGCUCCUCGCGCUGCGCAAGGUGUCGAAGCGCUUCGAGUACAAGAGCCGCGAGGACGGCGCGCGGCUGCCGCUGGACGCCCUCAUCGGCGAGAGCUUCCCGUUAUUAAGGGACAUGCUCGCGCGCUUCGUGCCCGCGUCCGGCGCGCACGCGGACGCGGCGAUCCUCGCCAAGCUCAUCCUCAAGAUCUUCUGGAGCUGCACGCAGUUCGCCCUGCCCAACUGCGCGCUGCGGGACCACGCCUUCAUCCUCGACUGGUUCGACUUGGUGAAGGCGGCGUUGGAGUGCGACUCUCCCUCGCCCGAGGCCGCGCGCGGCGCGCUGCCCGCGGGCGACGCCCAGGCCCUGGAGGCGCUGCCCCAGUGGAAGCUCAAGAAGUGGGCCGCGCAGAUCGCGACGCGCUUCCUCACGCGCUACGCGCGCGCCAAGUACGUCGACGACGCCGUCAAGCCCUUCGCGCGCGUCUUCGCGCGCGACGUCGCGCCCAAGUGCCUCGAGUCCAUGCUCGGCCUCCUCGCCGCGGCGUCGCGGGGGCGCUACGUGUCCAAGCGCGUCGCCCAGCUCGCCUUCAGCUUCCUCGACGCGGCCGUCGACAUCGGCGGCCUCUACAAACUCCUCAAACCGCACCUCGACUUCGUGCUCUUCGAGUGCGCGCUGCCGACCCUCGAAGCGACGCUCGAGGACGUGGACCAGUUCGAGAGCGACCCGGGCGAGUUCGUGCGCAAGAGCCACGACCCCAUGGAGGACUUCUUCGAGCCGCGCGCGGCGGCGAUGUCGCUGCUCUCCGAUUUGGUGCGGUCGCGGUCCAAGGACGUGCUCGAGAAGCUGUUGACCAGGCUCUCGCAGACCCUGGAAGCCUACGCGGCUUUAGCACCCGCGGCCGUGACCCUGGACUGGGCGCGCGCGAAAGACGGCGCGCUCGGCGCGCUCGGCGCGCUGAGCGAGGAUUUGAAGCCCCGCAAGGCGCUGGCCGCCGCCGUCGACCGCCUCUUGGAGGUCCACGUGCUCCCGGAGAUCGUCGCCGUGGCCGGCGCGCCGGCGCACUGCGGCAGUUUCGGCUUCCUGCGGAGCCGGGCCGUCUGGGUCGUCAUGCGCUUCGCGGACCACGCGGAAACGUUGUCCCCCGCGCGCGUCGAGCAGUGCUGCGGCUCCGUGCUGCGCGCCCUGGAAGACGCGGCGCUGCCCGUGCGCGUCGAGGCCGCGUCGGCGCUGCGCCAGCUGCUGGCGAACGAGCACGCGAUCAUCGAGCGUCUGUUCAAGCCGCAGCUGCCGAACAUCCUCGAGGCGUGCUUCCGCAUCAUGGCCGACGUGGGCAGCGACGACGUGGUGCAGGCUCUCGAGAUCGUCAUCGACAAGUUCGGCGACGCCAUCGCGCCCUACGCCGUCGCGCUCGCGGCGAAACUCGCGGACGCGUUCGCCAACUACGCGUCGCACGCGGACGACGACGACGAGGCGUCCAUGGCCGCGGCCCAGUGCGUCGAGGCCAUGGCGGCGCUGCUGAGCGCUCUGGACGACAACGCGGGCAACAUCUACGGCGCCAUCGAGCCCCACCUCGUCGGGCCCCUGGCGAAGAUCUUCCGGAAGGACGGCGACUUCGUGGAGUACUUCGAGAACGGCAUCGAGGUGCUGUCCUACCUGACCUACCACGGCGACGCGCCCUUCUCGGCGCCCCUCUGGUCCCUCUUCGAGAUGCUCAUCGACGCCUUCCACCAGUGGGCCUACGACUACCUCCCGGACCUCGUCGCGCCGCUCGACAACUUCGUGUCGCGCGACCCGGAGGCCUUUUUGCGCGGCGCGACGGCGGGGGGGCAGCGCCUCGUGGACGCCCUCGCGGGCGUCGCCGCGCGCCUGCUGGCGCCGGAGCACCAGCGGCGCGCGUGCGAGCGCGACUGCGUCAAGGCGACGCACGUGCUUCUUUCCAUAUUCCACAACUGCCGCGGCCGCGUCGACGACGUCGCGCUGGGCACGCUGCCGCUCCUCGCCGCGGCCUUCGAGUGCGCCGACGGCCCGCCGCCGGCCGAGGAGAUCCGGGGCCGCGAGGCCGCGGGCAACGUCGGCGACGACGCGCACCGCGUCGUCUACCGGAAGUCGCUCGCGCUGGCGCUCCUCGACGUGCUCAACUCGCUGCUCUUCUACGACCCGCGGCUCGUGCUCGACGGCCUCUUCGACGCGAACCGCGUGCCCCCGCGCGCGGCGGAGCUGCUGCUGACGAAGUGGCUCGCGUACGCGGCCGACGUCAAAACGAACUUGGGCAAGAAGCUCGCGGCGCUCGGCUUCGCGGCCGUGCUGGCCAUGGAGCCGCCCCACGGCGCCGUCGCCGCGGCGCUGCCCCGCGUGUUCGCCGCCAACGUCGCGGCGCUCCUCGCGAUCCAGAGCGAUUCGCGCGACGACGUCGACGACGGCGACGACGACGACGACGACGCGUUCGACGACGUCGACGACGACGACGACGAGCCCGAGGACGCCGACGACGACGACGACGACGACGACGUGCCGGACAACAUCGGCGAGAACUACGGCAACGAGCUCUCGGCGAUCCGCGGCGCGCUCGCGUCCUUUGCGGACGCGGACGACUGGGACGACGACGACGACGACGCCGAGGGCUACUACACGUCGCCCAUCGACCACGAGGAGGAAUUGCUCCACUUCCUCCGGGCGCUGCAGGUCGCCCAGGGCCGCGGCGACGCGGAGCGGUGGGCCGCGGGGCUGGGCGACGAGCAGCGCGGCCACCUGCCCGCGCUCGUCCAGGCCGCGGAGGAGAAGGCCCACCAGGCGGCGCUCCCGACGCCCCCGUCGUAA
Messenger RNA from Aureococcus anophagefferens, 3258 nucleotides. RefSeq lists its product as hypothetical. Gene Ontology annotation, biological process: protein import into nucleus. Bases 1 to 3258 code for a protein of 1085 amino acids. The transcript has a single exon. NCBI's taxonomy places the organism in Eukaryota, Pelagophyceae, Pelagomonadales, Pelagomonadaceae. The record is from RefSeq and is a predicted model, not a curated record. Gene Ontology annotation, molecular function: small GTPase binding. Gene Ontology annotation, cellular component: cytosol; nuclear envelope.